AUGCCUCCGAUAGGAAUCAUCAUCACUGUCUCUGUUCUGGUGGCAGCCAGCAUAGCGGCAUAUGAGAACCCUCAAGUGCGAGCAUGGAUAGAGCGGACAAGACACAGGAUAGCCAUGGGCCUGCACUCCCUCGGCGACGAGAUUGGCCCGAGACCCCGUCCUCGACGCACUUCGACAGACGUCUCGAUGCAUGAAGAGAAGGGCGAACUGGCCGAAGAGCGUCGACGUCAAGCAAUCGCUGACAUCAUGGAGCGAGGACGGAUCAUGGAAGAGAGGAGGAAGAGAAGAAGGCUCACGGAUCAAGAGAAGGAAAUACCGUCUAGCCCGACUUUUGAUACUCUGGUGGACCAGAAUGGUAUUCUACUGCAACCGGCACAAGAUGAACAAACAGCCCCAGCAACACACUUCUCUGGCGCCGAACCCUCAGCGCAGUCCGCCACUCUGCGGCAGAGACUCGUCCCUUUGCAACCAGAUCAGUCACCGCCCACUCUGCAUCUGUCGACCGCCGCCCCCGUUUCUGCGAGGGCGCUCGAUGAAACUCCUCCAAAUCCAUUCGAGUCAAGAUACGAGCGGGAGAUGCGCGAAGCAUGGAAUCUACCUUUGAUUGAACGACCAGUUGAAAUCCUGUCCAGCCAUGCUUCAGAAAGCCUGCUUGAGCUUACACCCACGACGGAAAGUGCUCCUGAUCCGGACUUCUCUAUUCCGUCUGCCGAUUACCUUCGCCGCCCACAAGAUCGAUCAGAGUAUUUCUCUGUGGCGGAUUCAGUCUCGUCGCAUACGCUUUCCGAACAUGAGUCGCAAGCAUCCCUCCCUGUCCAGAGCACAUAUUUAGAUGCAUCUCGAACUUUUGUCAUUGGUGCAGCCCCUCUGAAUGCAACACCCCCAGCCUCGGCGACGCCCAGCAUGGCUGAUAGUGCAGGUCAUAUCAACGCCAGUGAGGCAGAAGACAGUUCUGACGACAUCCUCAGUGACUUUGCAGAUGGGAUACGUACUCCCUCAAGCGCUUGGACCGACGUUGACAGCACCGUUAGCGGGGAUUUCCACUUGUAA
Messenger RNA from Fonsecaea nubica, 1050 nucleotides. RefSeq lists its product as hypothetical. The coding region runs from base 1 to 1050 and encodes 349 amino acids. The record is from RefSeq and is a predicted model, not a curated record. NCBI's taxonomy places the organism in Eukaryota, Fungi, Ascomycota, Eurotiomycetes, Chaetothyriales, Herpotrichiellaceae. The transcript has a single exon.